This is a messenger RNA of Cetraspora pellucida, 1041 nucleotides long. The record is from the annotation of a GenBank genome assembly. NCBI's taxonomy places the organism in Eukaryota, Fungi, Glomeromycota, Glomeromycetes, Diversisporales, Gigasporaceae.
AUGGCACAAUCACAAUUGAAUCUUAGCUUUGAAGGAAUUCCCGAAGAUUUCAAUUACUUUUAUUUAUACUUUCCGAAGUAUAAAUAUAAGACUCUUACAUUAAUGUCGACUAAAAAACGACAUAUUAAAAAUAUCAAAAAAAAUGCAUCGCCUCCUCGUCCUCCUAAUAAAUUUUUUCUCUUCAAGAAUGCAUUCAUGCUGGAAUUCAAAUAUCAGUAUCAGAAACGUUUCGAAAAACUAAGUAUGCCAAACUUGUGUAAGUACACACAAGAAAUUUGGAAGAAUGUACCAGAGGAAGUGAAAACUACAUACGCUAAGUUGGCAGUGGAAGCACAAACUAUGCACAAUGAGCUUUUUCCAAAUUAUGUGUAUAGACCCAAUAAAAAAAAAAGAGUUAAAAAAGGAGCAUGUGUAAAUGAUCAAGAAGAUAGCUCUAUGAGUAAGAAUAUGUCGACUUUUAGCAGUACAACUCUUUUAGCAGAACAAUUGCAUUCGAUUGAAGAUCCACAAACUACUAUAUCACCAGUUGCUACACCUCCUAUUACUUCAUCUACUACUACUUCACCUAUUAUUAAUUCACUUACUACUCCAUCUGAUGGAUCACCUCUUAUUCCUUCACUUGAGGGACAAACAUUUUUUCAACCUCCUGAGGAAUUUGAUUUUUCUUUGACUGGAACACAAUAUACUAUAUCACCGGGACAAACAUUUUUUCAACCUCCUGAGGAAUUUGGAUUUCAUUUGACUGGAACACAAUUUACUCUUUUGCCUGAUGUAUCAACAUAUAUGUUUUAUCCUGAGGAAUCAAUUAUUCCUGAGGGAUCUUUGGCAUUGGAAUUCCCCACUAACCUCGACAAUAUUAAUCAUAUUACAUCUGAUGCCUGUAAUAUAAAUUAUUAUUUUCUUGAACUAAUCAGAGGACACACGGCUUUUAUAACGGUAUAUAAGUCCGUCCGUCCGUUCGUAAUAUUUGCUAGACAUAAUAAGCAUGAUGACAAUGAAUUUUCGGAUUAUAACUCCGGAAACACAAUAUUUGUUACUUAG